Malaya genurostris is the source of this 2738-nucleotide messenger RNA. RefSeq lists its product as uncharacterized. The record is from RefSeq and is a predicted model, not a curated record. The transcript has 4 exons. Bases 42 to 2738 code for a protein of 898 amino acids. NCBI's taxonomy places the organism in Eukaryota, Metazoa, Arthropoda, Insecta, Diptera, Culicidae.
UCUUAAGUGUCUUCGAAACAAUUUCAUUUGAUCCUGCUCAGAUGGAAUUCGGGCUCAGAGAUGUUCCUUGCGAUAUUAUAAGUCUUGGUAACAUUCAAUUCACAUGCGAAGAAAUCAUUUUUGCGUUGAAAAAACUGAAGUCAUCAACAUCAACUGGCCCAGAUGGCAUUCCUGCCAUCAUACUCAAACGAUGCGCGAAUGCACUGUGUGUUCCUCUAAAGAUAAUCUUCAAUAAGUCUCUGUCGCAAGGAAUAUUUCCACAAUGCUGGAAAAAAUCGUACAUGUUCCCUGUGUUCAAGAAAGGAAAUAAGCAAGACGUAGCAAAUUACCGCGGUAUAACUUCUCUUUGUGCUGGUUCUAAGUUAUUCGAAAUUCUCGUUAGCAAUGUUCUGUUUGAAAAAACCAAAUCAUACAUAUCGACCAAUCAACAUGGUUUUUUCCCCGGUAGAUCAACAGCUACGAAUUUAGUUCAAUUUACGUCACACUGCAUCAGAAACAUUGAAGAUGGAGCACAGGUUGAUACAGUUUAUACAGACCUUAAAGCAGCGUUUGAUCGUGUUGACCAUACUCUGCUACUUGCAAAAAUUCGAAAACUAGGUGCAUCGGAAACAUUCACAUAUUGGCUCAAAUCGUAUCUUGUUGGCCGUUCACUUUCUGUUAAGCUUGGGAAUUGUGAAUCAAAUAGCUUCUCGAAUCUGUCGGGUGUGCCUCAAGGUAGCAAUCUCGGACCUAUGCUAUUUUCUUUGUUCUACAACGACAUCUGUUUUGCCUUGCCACCAGGGUGUAGGCUUGUUUAUGCAGACGAUCUCAAGCUAUUUCAUAUCAUUAGAUCUGAAGAAGACUGCAUGGCUUUACAACGACAAGUUGAUGUCUUCAGCGACUGGUGUACGCGUAACCGAUUGACGCUUAGUAUAUCGAAAUGCUCCGUUAUUUCAUUCACACGCAAGAAAGAACCUAUUCUCUGGAGAUACACUAUUUUUGGAGAAUUCCUUGAGAGAGUAUCAAUUGUAAGGGACUUAGGUGUAGUACUUGAUUCUCAGCUGUCGUUCAGAGACCACUACUCCCAUAUCAUUGCACAAGCUAACCGGAAUUUUGGAUUUAUCUUUAAAAUAGCAAAAGAAUUCAGUGACCCUUACUGUCUCAGAUCAUUGUAUUUCACCCUUGUCCGAUCUGUUCUUGAAGCUUCAUCGGUAAUAUGGUGUCCUUACGUGGACGUUUGGAUUAACCGAAUUGAAUCAAUACAAGCUAAAUUCCUCCGCUACGCCCUCAGAUCUUUACCUUGGCGCAACCCGACAGAAUUACCACCUUAUACUGAUCGUUGUCGAUUACUGGGUAUGGACACACUUUCAAAAAGGAGAAAUAUUUCCAGAGCUGUAUUUAUAGGAAAACUAUUGAUGGGACAAAUUGACGCUCCUAAUAUCCUUUCUCAAGUAAAUAUCAAUGUACUACCUAGAACUUUAAGAUCGCGGAACUUUUUAAGACUUGACUAUCAACGUACUGACUAUGAACAAAACGAACCCAUUAGGGAAAUGUGUAAUAGUUUUAAUAGUGCUUAUGAAUCCAACGGGAGUCGUUUGUCACCAGAUCAACGAUCACUGGGAUGCAGCGCCACUGGUAUUAUGGAAGCCUCUGAUCCCCCCGCCACAGUCGAGCCACUGCAGCCAGCGUUCGUCAGCCGUCCCAGUCCUGUGUGUGGGAGUGGGGACGAGGUCUUCCAAAUCGAUUUUAUAGGCAAGUACGCUCCCGUUAUGGAUGUUUCAAGCACUGAAAUUUUACUCGCUUCCAGCUCUAUGGCGGCGAAUCAGUCAUGUCUUUCGAGUAUCCGGGUAUACUACCAAAACGUUGGUGGUAUGAAUGCAUGCAUUGAUGAGUAUUUGUUGGCGUGCUCGGAUGAAUGUUUCGACGUGAUAGCUUUUACGGAGACCUGGCUUAACGAUUGCACCCUGUCUGUGCAAGUCCUCGGUGAAAACUAUGAAGUUUUCCGAACGGAUCGUAGUUCCAGCAACAGUACGAAGAGUACUGGUGGCGGCGUACUUGUUGGUGUUCAUCGUCGUCUAAAAGCACAACUAAUCCAAUGUACCAGUGGUAGUUGCGUUGAACAGGUAUGGGUACAAAUUAAGUUGGCUAGUUAUUCAACUUUUUUCUGUGCGGUUUAUUUUCCGCCGGACCGUACUCGUGACCUGCCGUUGAUCGAUGCCCAUCUUUUGUCCCUCGAAGAGAUAUGCUCUUACGCUUGUCCUGUCGACGAAAUAUUAAUCGUUGGGGAUUUUAAUUUUCCCAAUCUAAAAUGGCAACCAGCUUCGAACGGCUUUCUUUUCGCGGAUCCUUCGCAGUCAUCUUUUCAUGCUGGCAGUAUCAGUUUGCUUGAUCGUUACAGCACAAAUCUGAUGCGCCAAUUCAACCACGUGACGAAUGAAAACAAUAAAAUACUGGAUCUUUGUUUUUCGAGUAAAUCCGAUUCCGCUCCCAAGAUUGCUGCUGCACCCGUUCCUAUGGUGAAAUAUCAACCAUUAGUCAGCGUCAACGCUUCCAUCAACACCUACUUUCUGCAGCAGGAUUUCACACCAUCGUCACCAGCUUAUCAGUUGGAUCGCUUCGCGCCAGACACUGCCGUUUCACUUCGGGAACGGUGGUGGAAAUUAUCUUUCGUCUCACGAAGUGUGACGAGUCACACUUCCAUACUACGCGCGGAUAAGAAUCUGUCUGGCAGCGAAAAACAACCGAAAAGAAAAACAUAG